This is a messenger RNA of Aricia agestis (brown argus), 897 nucleotides long. RefSeq names its product myosuppressin-like. The transcript has 3 exons. Bases 168 to 461 code for a protein of 97 amino acids. The record is from RefSeq and is a predicted model, not a curated record. Lineage: Eukaryota; Metazoa; Arthropoda; Insecta; Lepidoptera; Lycaenidae.
ACCGCACGCGCAACAUGACAACAUGACAAUAUGACUGAAAUAGUAAUGUACAAUUUGUGACUAUCGUGGAAAUAUUGAUAUAGUGUGUGCUAUUUCUGUUGAUAACUACUUAGGUUAAUACUGAAUACUUAUGUGCCUUUUGUGUUAUAAUAAAUAUUGGGUUAUUAAUGUUUUUAAGUAGUGUAGAAUCGUGUCGGGUGCUGCUCGCGUUCGCGGCAGUGGCGUAUUCCCUGGCGGCGGUGUGGGGGGCCCCCGUGUGCGCCCCGGGCGCCGAGGAAGACCCCCGAGCUGCGCGCUUCUGUCAGGCGCUGAACACGUUCCUGGAGCUGUAUGCCGAAGCCGCUGGGGAGCAGGUGCCGGAGUAUCAUGCCCUGGUUCGCGACUACCCCCAACUGCUCGACACGGGUAUGAAGCGGCAAGAUGUCGUCCACUCGUUCCUGCGGUUCGGCCGACGGCGCUGACCGGCGCGGCCCCCCCGGCGCUAAACCACCAACCUGAGGCUUGAACCUUCAUUUUGUUAACUUUACUUUGUCCAAAACGUUAGUUCCUGUAAGUUAGUGUAGGUAUCCGCGGUAAUUGUAGGUACGUGUAUCCGAACGCAGCGAAAACGUCAUUCCCGUAAGAGACGUCGGCGCGAGCGGACGUCUGUCCCCUAGUCACUUUCCCCGCGUUCCAUUUAGCGUUAAAAACGAUCAACGCUCAAAAUGGGAGGCAAUUUCGAACGUUUGAUCUUUUUUAACGCUAAAUGGAACGCAGGGUUUAUUGAACAUAAAUUUCAUUGCUUUUGGUCACAAUUUUGACGUUUGAACUUUUCAAAAUAUUUAGUUUACAAAGUUGUUAUGUCAAUAUUCUGACAUAUUAUAUACUUUUAAAGCCGGCGCCAGACAUGGGCUUCAA